This is a messenger RNA of Ramularia collo-cygni, 1947 nucleotides long. RefSeq names its product related to HFB30. Gene Ontology annotation, molecular function: zinc ion binding; ubiquitin protein ligase activity; ubiquitin conjugating enzyme binding. The transcript has 2 exons. Gene Ontology annotation, cellular component: ubiquitin ligase complex; cytoplasm. Gene Ontology annotation, biological process: protein polyubiquitination; positive regulation of proteasomal ubiquitin-dependent protein catabolic process; ubiquitin-dependent protein catabolic process. The record is from RefSeq and is a predicted model, not a curated record. NCBI's taxonomy places the organism in Eukaryota, Fungi, Ascomycota, Dothideomycetes, Mycosphaerellales, Mycosphaerellaceae. Bases 1 to 1947 code for a protein of 648 amino acids.
AUGGACGACGAGCGGCAAGAGGAACUGGAGACGCUUGCCGCCAUCUAUCCAGAACUUGUAAUCGACCCAAGCGAUGCCUUUUCCGCUACUUUGGAGCUACCGGUAUCGCCAGCAAGUCCUCUGAUAAUCCGGUUCGCACUGCCCGAUACCACACAAGAGAAUGCUACCGCAGCUGAUCCUCCACAAGUUGCGCGUGAACUGAGCUUCUCGCAUUUGCCACCCUUCACCCUUCGCAUAUCUUUGCCAUCGGAAUAUCCCAAUGACGGCCCGCCUGUUGUCAGGUUGUCAACAAGAACACCAUGGCUGCCAAGUAGCAAACUCAGCGAGCUAGAGUGUGAGGUCGUCAGUCUUUGGGAAGAAUCUGGACGCUGUCAGAUCCUCUUUGGCUACAUCGACCACCUGCAGCAAGCGGCUGAACGAGGAUUUGAUCUGGAAGGGUGCUUGACUUUGCCAGCCGCGCAACAGUCUGAUCUUGUCAACUUCGACAAGAAGACCGUCCAGGAACUCUUCAACGCCGAGACUUACGACUGCGGCAUCUGUCUGGAUCMAAAGAAGGGCAUCAACUGCUAUCGUAUGAAGCUCUGCGGCCACGUCUUUUGCCGCGAGUGUCUUCAAGACGUCUACAAUAAUGGCAUCAAAGAGGGUGAUGUGUCCCAGAUUAAGUGUUUGGAGCCCGGGUGUUCCUCAGAACGCAUCGGYGCCGACGGUCAGAAGCGAAAGCGGAAGACGGAGCGUACUGUGCAUCCACGCGAGCUCCUUGACAUGGGUGUGGAAGAGGUAAUGGUGAAGAGGUACCUCGAAAUGAGACGCAAGAAGAAGCUCGAAGCGGACAAAACAACUGUAUAUUGUCCACGAAGUUGGUGCCAGGGACCCGCUAAGAGUGACAGAUAUCCUUUGAUACCGUCAGACCUGGUCACUUACAUCUCUACCAUGGAGGUUGCGCUGGACCCGGAAAGCGAGGUGGAGGAUGGUGUUGAGGAAGGCCAGUCCGAGUCAGAACCUACGAAGAACCCAGGAAACAUUCCGCCCAACAUCGCGGAUCGUGUCGCAAUCUGCGAGAAGUGUGAUUUGGCAUUUUGUAAAGUCUGUUACAAAAGCUGGCAUGGUCCAUUUGCUCGAUGCCAGCCUCGGGAUCCUACGGAGCUUUCUGUCGAAGAGAAAGCCACGUACGACUACAUCCGCAAGUUCACCUCGCCUUGCGCCCACUGCAGUGCGCCGGUACAGAAGACCAUGGGCUGCAACCACAUGAUAUGCUUUAACUGUAAGACUCACUUCUGUUAUUUAUGUGGUUUCUGGAUACCUGCGACCAAUCCCUACAAGCACUUCAAUGUUCCGGGUGGAACCUGCUAUCAACGACUAUGGGAGUUGGAGGAAGGCGACGAUGGACAGGCGCCUGAAGACGGCAGAGGCUUUGGUGGAGCUAGGGCUGCUGAGAUGGCUGCUGAUGUKGCUAGAGAGGCGGAUGAGGCUGAAGAGAGAGCCAGAUUGCAGGCAGAAGCAGAUGCCAGGGCAUUGCCUGUUGCACCAGAGCCUCCCGCGCGUGGAGUGCCGCUUGCGGAUUUUCAGGCGCAGAUCAACCUUUUCGACGACGAGAUUCCGGCUGUCGUUUUGCACGCUCCUGUAGGUCGUGCGGUGGAGCCUCAACAACAACAACAACAACAACCGCGAGGUGGUAGGAGGCAACACAAUCCCUUUCCGGCCGCACGGAUUCCAGGCCAGGGACCAGCGCAGGCUGUGAGGGAUCAUGAGCGUGGAGGCCGGGGAGGGCGGGCAAGAGACGCGCAGAGGCCUCCAGCCGCUCGUGCUGGAGAUGAGCAGCGCGACGUUAACGAUCGCCAGCAGAUUCAUCUGGCGAACUUUCUGGAGGCGGCCGGCAGGGAUCGAGAAGAUGACUGGAGCUCCGACGAGAUGGGAGACGAUGAGGACUUCUACAUUCCUCUUCGAUAG